This is a messenger RNA of Torulaspora globosa, 858 nucleotides long. RefSeq lists its product as uncharacterized. The transcript has a single exon. Bases 1 to 858 code for a protein of 285 amino acids. NCBI's taxonomy places the organism in Eukaryota, Fungi, Ascomycota, Saccharomycetes, Saccharomycetales, Saccharomycetaceae. The record is from RefSeq and is a predicted model, not a curated record.
AUGGUUGAUCUAGAUAAAUUGGAGAAGGAUUCAAGAAGGCUUCGAAGGCUGCAGAAGUUUUCUAAUGAGGCUAGAGACAGGAUAAUUAACGACCCGUUAAAUGACAGAGCACUGUUAAGUCGCUCUAGUUCUAGCAGUUUGGAUGAUCUGAGAAACUCUGCAAAGCUCAGGAGCAAGCUAUUGGAACACUUAAAAGUCGUAUGGACGCAAUACAGUCCUGUCAAAGAUAGUCAGGUUGAACACGGACUGAGGAAGCUGCGAGAAGUGAUUAUCGGCAUCUAUGGGCAACACAACCAGGACGAAGAGUUCAUGCUGUUCACUUUCGACGUUUACAAAUUGUCGUACGAAUAUUACCAUGCCAAGAAAGAACAUCACAAGCUAGGUAACCUGGUACUGGCAUUCAUGGUCAGCAAUGUACCCAAACGUCUGGCUGCAGAGUACGCAGAAGCUUAUGCCAUCUUUAUCUCACAUAUCGAACGUGAUAUGGGAAACUGCCUCAAAUUUGUGAAUAAGUGGCAUUCCGAGGGCAAAUUAGACGAUUCAUAUAGGAGGUACGUUCGCAUGUCCAUGAUUCUUAACAAUCGUACUGAGAGUGCAGGUAAGUGGUUUGAGCUACUGAAGGAAAUCCCGAACUCCUCACUGGUUUACAAGUUGUUGAGAAGCUCAUCGGCGUUUCUCGAAAUGCGCGACAGAUGCUUCGCAACUGUCAGCCGAUGCUACAACCAAAUCUCCAUGAGCUUCCUGUUACAUUACUGGUUCCACGACUUUCUGGACGAAGCAGAGCUCAAAACACGUCUCAAGACCAAGGUUAACGAUCAUGGAACAGAGAUUGUAGAAUUUGAACGGACAAGACGUUAA